Messenger RNA from Uranotaenia lowii, 651 nucleotides. It is a transcript of the gene ND-SGDH, whose product is annotated as NADH dehydrogenase [ubiquinone] 1 beta subcomplex subunit 5, mitochondrial. The record is from RefSeq and is a predicted model, not a curated record. The transcript has 2 exons. Bases 11 to 580 code for a protein of 189 amino acids. NCBI's taxonomy places the organism in Eukaryota, Metazoa, Arthropoda, Insecta, Diptera, Culicidae.
AUUUCGGAAAAUGGCGAUCUGGAGCUCACUGGCACGUUCUGCCCAAGUUUCGGCACAGUUUAAUGCGUUUUUCCGCAAUCCGGUGGUACUGAACGCCACCAAAAAUGCGCUGGUGCAACAGAGCCGCUCAAUGUCCGGACAUGGACCGAAAAUGUUCACUAUCACCCCCUCCCGCUUCCAGUGGCACAAGUUCAAGGAUCUAUUCCAUUACUACAUCAUGGUUGGAUUGAUUCCGGUUUUGGGAGUUGUGAUGUAUGCAAACAUCUUCGUUGGACCGGCAACGUUGACCGAAAUCCCUGAGGGUUACGAACCCAAGCACUGGGAGUACCACAAGCACCCGAUUAGUCGCUUCAUUGCACGGUACAUUUUGAAGAACCCUCAAGAGGAUUACGAAAAGAUGCUACACCAUCUUUACGAAGAAAAAGAAAAAUCUGAAAUGCUGGCCCUGGAACAGAAAAUCCGAGACAAGAUGGCCGAGCGACAGGAUUACCAGGCUUACUACUACCGUCCGGUCAUCGGAAAGUACCAUCGGGUGUCGAAGGAAGCAGCUGACUAUCUGGAGUCGAUUCGCGGCGAUUAAACGGAUCGCAAACGGAUGGACUAGCGUAGAGCUGUGUACAUUGAUUUGAGUUAAUAUAUCGUUGCUAGGAA